Messenger RNA from Lingula anatina, 3147 nucleotides. RefSeq names its product transmembrane protein 214-B. Gene Ontology annotation, cellular component: Golgi apparatus; endoplasmic reticulum. NCBI's taxonomy places the organism in Eukaryota, Metazoa, Brachiopoda, Lingulata, Lingulida, Lingulidae. The record is from RefSeq and is a predicted model, not a curated record.
CUGGCUCAGACAUGCGCAGUAGAGACGGCUCCAGCCUUGUACUCUUCAAACCAGAAAAAUGGCAAGCGGAACCGGUUGGGAAGUUGUCGGCAAGGGCCCAAAGAAAACUAAAGGCCAGAAUCAGCAGCUUACCAAGGAACAGAAAAAGGUUUUAACCGAGAAUAUGCCGAGAAUUGAAGUUGCUGCUCCUCUUAAGGAAUCGGCUACAAUUUAUGAUGCCUUUGUGGAAAAGGAAAGGAAGAGGCAGGAGAAAAUGAGUGGGAAGGAGCAGGUGAAGCCCAGUGGGGAUGGUGGCAAUAAGAGGUCCAGUCAGAUACCUGUAUCCAAGAAAAAGCAGCAAAAUGGACAUAGACAGCAAGCACCCAUGACUCUGGAUGAGGCUCUGGUUAAGAUUGAUAAGAGUGAGCUUGAGCUGAUUUUGACCAAAGAUCAAGCCACUUUCCCAGAGAACCCCUCUGUCUGGUUGAAAGAUAUUGCAUCUUUCAUCAACCUCAAACUGGAGAAUGUAGAGGAAAAGGACCCUGUGUUUGCAGACCAACCAAAAGAUUACCCUGUCUGCAAGCUACCUAAAAACCUGAGGUCCUUACUGAUGAACACACUAAACCAGUGCUCAAACCAAACAUUGGAAAUUUUCUGGGAUCACUGCAUCCAGUCCAUGGUUGCAGAUAUGGGAAAAGGUCUGUCAACAUUUGGCUACCGUAUCUUCAUUCAACUAAUGGCACAGUCCAAACCUGCCAUUCCGCUGGGGCAACUGAAAAAGAACUUGGAGCUGAUGAAGGGAAACAAGAGCAGAACACUGAGAUGUUUGUCCAUCAUGUGGGCCUUGGGGCAGACUGGACACACUGACUUUAGGUGUGGUCUUAAAGUGUGGUUGGAGCUGAUGAUGCCAAUGACUGGAAUGAAGACACUUGCUGGCUAUGCUGUGGACUACUUGGAGAUGCUUUUCAAGAACCAUAAAGAUUUGAGCUCAGCAUCCAGUGUGAUUGGUUUCAAGGAAUUCUUUCCUGUGCUGGACUUGAUCUACAGUACAGGAACACUACAGGCCCAUCAACAGAGUAGAUUACUGGCCAUCUACCCAAAGAUAAAGACUCUGGCAUUUGGAAAAACUCCUCAAAACAGCCUGAGGCACUUCUUCCCUUCGUUCCUGUCCAGACUAGGGGGAUCCUCCUCCCCAGCUCUGAAAAAAGAGUUGCUGUCUUGCCUGAUCAGCUGUCUGUCUACAGACAAGCAGUGCUAUAGUGUGUGGAUGCAGAUGUACACCAAACAUCUCAGCCAGUCCAGUAUUUUGCUGGAGCACAUCUUGAACAACUGGCCAUUGGUGUCCCGCAGUCUGGAGAAGAAGCUUCUGAAGGAAACAAUCCGAGCCUUCACCAUUACAAAUGAGGAGCUUGCCCAGCAGGGGAAGACAUCAAUGGAGGGAUAUAAAAACCUGCCUGUGGUCUGUAAGCAACUUCUCCAGAAGAUGACAAGCAGUGGUUUCCCAUGGAUGCUUCUCUUCCUCCUCACAUUUGGAAGUUUGGGUGCAGUCAUUGCCUUUGACAUCUACAGCAGUGGGGGGUUUGAAGGUUCAAGAACAGAAGGGAUUUUGAAAAACACUGGGAUAUUGGCCUUUUCUGAGCAAGUUUGGAAUAGGACCCAACUGUAUGCUUCUAAACUGUCACAAUGGUUGUCUGAGAAUGUGCCAUAUUACUGGGCCCAGUUGUGUGCUGUAACAGGACCCUAUUUCAGCCUGCUGUGGGAGAAAAUACAAAUCUUCUGGACAUUCCUGGUGGAUGUGACCAGGUCGCAGCGAGAAUGGCUACAGGUUAAGAUUCCAGAGUUACUUAUUUGGGUGGACACAAAGGUGCCCUGGCUGUGGACAUCUAUAAAGUAUUACUCAAUGCAAGCAUGGCAGUUGCUAUGGUGGCUCUGGGAGCUCUUACUCUCAGGCCUUAUUACAUUUGGAAAGUGGCUACAUGAAAAUGUUUUCACUGGAAGCCUUUCUAUAGAAAACAUACAACAGAGCAUAUCAAGCCUGCUUUUGGCAAUACAACAAUAUAUGAGACAGUUUAUGCAGUGGGUUAUGGCACUGUGGACUGCCAAAACAGAAUAAUCCAUUCCAGCCAACCCUUGAAAUGCCAGUAUUUAUUACUAUUAUCAAAGUCACAUGAUGGACAAUAUCCAGUUCUGAGAUCUGAAAAUAAAAUCCAUGUUAUAUUAGGUUGAUAUUUACGUUCACAUAGUUACUUUGUGUUCGCGUUAUCAGAACACUAGCUGCUGUGGUGUGGGGAAUUUUGGUUAUCAUUGUAGAGUCACAAAUAGCAAAUUUUAUAUCAAGUAUUGCUGUAUAUGGUGAAUUUUAAUGGUUCAUGCUUAAGUUUGACUUCUAGUAGGAUCACAACUCCUAGAGUACCAAGCCUACAGUGAUGUUUGUUUCAAAACAAAUAUACAGUUAACAAUGUAAUUCUGACUUUAAAGAGUAGUACACAAUGUUAAAUCAUGUGUAAGUAUUGCACAAUGUGGGCCAUUUCCAAAGUAGAAAUGGGGUAAGGCAAAACUUCCCAUUUUGAGAUGUUCCUAACCCAAGGUGCUAACAGAAAAGUAGUAUUACCCCUAUUGUCUACACUUGACCCCACUUUACAUUGGAUGGCAUCCUUUCUGUGACCCUAAAACUGGCAUCGUUGUGGUUGUAAAAAGAAAGCACAAGCAUUGCUUUUGUUGCAAAAUGAAUGCUCAAUGAUCGGCCAGUUGUUGGCAUGUAAAGUAUUGUUUUUUUACUCUCAAACAGGACUGCACAACGGAACGCAGAAAGGAUGCUGUCCAGUGAAAAGGGAGUUUUAUAAAUAUAAAUACAUGUCAUCUGUUCAUGACAUAUUAAAAUAUGGCAUUGCUUAUUCAUUGCUCAUGAGCAGUGCUUUUAAUAUAGCAGUUUGUAAUAUGAAUAUUUCCUUUUGCAUAGCACAAUGCACAUACACUACUAUCUUCACUGCAUCACACUAAAAAUGUAUAUUUAUUAUUGAAGUUUUGAUAGCAUGACAUAAAUGUCAUCACAAAGACCCUUUUAUUCAGAUACAAUCUGUAAGAGACUUAUUAUUUAAGUAAUAUUUUUUCUGGAUUUAAUUCAAGACCUUCAUGAACUGUUAAGUUCUGUUCAUAAAUAAAGUUACU